ACCAACCGUCUCUGAAUGUGAAAUACAAUUUACAUGCAAAAUUUCUCCGAAAAUUGCUUUUAUUUAUCUACUAACACUUUAAUUUUCAGCUUUUUCUCUUUAGUAGGUAUAUUUAAAUUCUUAUAUAGCAAAAUGCCCAAGAAGAAAGUAGGAAAUAAGUGGUAUGGUAAGAAGCGUACCACUGUCGUGGACCCUGUAUCUAGAGAUAUAAAUGAUACCUUUCAAGAUGCAUCCCAAACGGAACAUUUAGUAGAGUCUUCAAAUGUAGAACAGCCACAGCCUGGUCCUUCAACAGUUAGCAAAAUGCCCAAGAAGAAAGUAGGAAAUAAGUGGUACAGUAAGAAGCGUAAUACUGUCGUGGACCCUGUAUCUCAAGAUAUAAAUGACACCUAUCAAGAUGCACCUCAAACGGAACAUUUAGUAGAAUCUUCAAAUGUAGAACAGCCACAGCCUGGGCCUUCAACAAUUACAAGUACUCCAGAUCAAGAGCAAGAAUCAAACAUGUCGGUACGAGGGAAGAAACGCAAAUGUAAAAAAAAUAUGGAUGAAUGCAAGCCAAAGCAGCAUACAGCAGUUCCCACUACUUCAUUACACGGUCAUGAUUCCUCGCAGUUACUUACAACUUUUAUUACAUCAGAUCAACAAACUGUUGCCCAUAACAGUACAGCAAUUCCUGUACAAUUAACAACAAAGGGGAAAAUGGAGAAAGGCAAAACACCAUUGAAAAGAUCUAAAAAAACAAACCAACCUCUGCAGUCAACAUCUAUAAUCAUACCUCAACAUCUAUCACAAAACUCAACAAGUCAAUUAAACGACGGAGUUAUUCUUAACAAAAUAGCCAGCACUACAACUGCACUCCCCAAUAAUCCCAUUGGCAUACCAGGCCCAACAGGACUCUCAAAUACAAGGCAACAGGACGUCGACGGAAAUGCCUCUUUGCUAACAAAUAGUGCUCUUACACAGAUGGAAACUGAUAUAUUUGCACAACACAUUGAGCCAACGGAAACGUCAUCUUUACCAACUUUACAUCAACAAGAACAGAAUGAUGACAAUAUUACUAUGGCAAUACAAGACGAUGAACUCAAUGAAAUACUAGCUAACCUCGACAUAGACAAUAUGUUACAAGAUACCAACAAUAUAAUAGCCGAAAAUGUACAAGGAGAAAUAAGACAUCAUAUCUCAAAUGUUUCGACUAAUAUUCCAAAUGAACGCAGACAAUAUGGCAAUUUAUAUUUUUUGGAUACUGAACUGGCAAAUCAACUUCGGUCUGCUGGCCCACAAAAUCGAGCAGAAUUAAAUCGAGAAAUCGUCGACCUCAUCUCUAAUUACUUGUACAAUCACAAUCCAUUUGCUCAAGCAUAUCGAUUUCUUAAGGAUGUCUAUCAACAACAACAACAAAGCAAUCGUCAUCCAACAUUGGAAUUGUACAUCAAUAACAACCGUGCUCGGGAUAUUAAUUUCAGACAAUAUGGCGCGGUACAGGCCAAUGAAAUAGCAGCCGUAUUUAUUUCUGAAGAUGGGAGACCGCCCCUGGAUCGUUGCUUACAUGUUUAUUGUCGAGACAACGACCAGACUAUCCACAAAUUACCAUAUCUUAGCGUCAAUUGCGAUGCAAUGACCUAUCCUCUAUUACAUCCAAGAGGUGAAGCAGGAUGGCAGUCUAGAACACCACAUCAAAAUAGAAGAGGCUAUAUAUCGUUACUGGAAUAUUAUAGUUUCAGAAUAGCUGUUCGACCAAAUACCUUCAACCAAUUUGUAAUGGCAGGCAAGCUGACACAACAGUACAUCGUAGAUGCAUACGUAAAAAUCGAACAGAGUCGACUACAAUUUAUUACUGAAAAUCAACCACGUAUUAGGCAAGAAAUAUUUCAAGGAUUAAUCGACUAUUUAGACUCGAGACAAUUAGAUGUUCAUUAUCAACCAGGAAAUAUUUUCAUCCUACCGUCGACAUUCAUAGGAAGUCCACGUGCAUUUAGACAAAACUAUUUGGAUGCCAUGUCUAUAGUCACAAAACACGGGAAACCAGAUAUUUUCCUAACAUUUACUUGCAAUCCUGCAUGGCCUGAAAUCAGGAAUAACUUAGAUGCAAAUCAAUAUUCCUCAAAUAGACCUGAUUUUAUAUCCAGAGUGUUCAAAAGCAAAUUAAAGGAAUUAAUAGAAGAUAUUGAUAAACGACAUAUUAUGGGAGUUUGUGUUGCUUACGUUUACGUAAUAGAAUUUCAGAAAAGAGGACUCCCGCAUGCGCAUAUGUUGAUUUGGUUAGAAGAAUCAGACAAAAUAUUGGACCCUGCAGCAAUCGACCGUUUAAUUUCAGCAGAAUUUCCCGACCCUAUCGCGCAUGCCAACUUGUACGAAUUGGUCAAAGUACAUAUGCUUCAUGGACCUUGUACCAGUGCUCGAUGCUUAGAUGAAGAAGGACAUUGCAGCAAACAAUUCCCGAAAUCUUUGCGUGAAGAUACCUUAUACAAUCCCUCUGGAUAUCCGUUAUAUAAAAGACGGCCAAUAGAAACACCUAUACAUAUAGGUCGAAGAACAGUAGAUAAUGGUUGGGUUGUACCAUAUAACGCUUAUCUACUUGAAAAAUAUGAAGCUCACAUUAACGUGGAGGCUUGCUCUUCAAUGAAAAGCGUAAAAUAUUUAUUUAAAUAUAUAUACAAAGGAUUUGAUAGAGCUCAAAUUGUCGUACGAACCGUGGAAGAAGACGGCCAAUCAACAACUAUCCAGGAACCUAUGUACAACGAAAUUCAAAUGUUUCUGGACGUUCGCUAUGUUAGCGCGCCUGAGGCGAUGUGGAGGAUUUAUACAUUCGAAAUGCACGAUAUGUCUCAUGCUAUUAUCAAACUCUCUGUACAUCUUCCGAAUAUGCAACAAGUCUAUUUUAAUACAAAUAGUACCAUUCCUGACGUCGUAGAAAGGGCCGCAACACAACACACUACGUUAACAGGAUGGUUCGCCUUAAAUACCCAAGAUGAAGAAGCUAGACAAUACACAUACGUACAGAUACCUUAUAACUAUGUGUGGAAAAUAACACAAACAAGAAUCUGGGUAAAACGUCAACGUCAUUUCAAUCGUAUAAUUCCUAGAUUAUAUUUUGUACAUCCUAGAGAAGGCGAAAGAUUUUAUCUUCGCCAACUUCUUUUGCAUAAAACAGGAUGUAGAUCAUUCGAAGACAUUCGUACUGUACAUGGCCGUACGUACGAAACGUUCCGUGACGCUGCUAUUGCGAUGAAUCUUCUCACGGACGAUAGUAUUUGGUUCACCACGUUGCAAGAAGCUAUACACGUACAACUUCCACGAGCUCUUCGUCGUAUGUUUUCACAGAUGUUGCUGUUUUGCGAAAUCGAAAAUCCAUUAGCAUUGUGGGAACAAUUUAAAUAUCAUUUAUCUGAAGAUUAUAUACGACGCUUAAACGAUAACGACCUAGCCUACAACUAUGCCUUGGCUUACAUCAAUCGAUACCUAGCAUUACAAGGCAAAUCAAACAGAGACUUUCAACUGCCCUUACCCACUGAACCAGUAGAACACCUAAUCGAAGAUGAAUACGAUUAUGAUCAAGCAGAAGAACAAGAAAUUGCUAAUAGGAACAUUCCUCUGUUAAACCAAGAGCAACGACGUAUUUUUACCGAUAUACUUUUAGCCGUAAACGAAAAUGAAAGAGUUUCACAUCGUCUUUUCUUUAUUAACGGAAUUGGAGGUGCAGGAAAAACAUUUCUAUUGAAUACACUACUGGCUUACCUACUAGGAAAUAAUCACCGUUACAUUGCUAUGUGUUAUACAGGUAUCGCAGCCAGCUUACUGAAAAAUGGCCAAACGAUUCAUUCUGCUUUUAUGUUACCGGUUCCAUUUCUAGAAAAUUCAACGUCAAGGAUUCGCAAUCAGAGUGCGAUUGCUGAUAAUAUUAGAUAUUCAAAAAUUAUUGUCAUUGAUGAAAUAUCGAUGGUACAUAAAAGUAUAUUUAAUGAAAUAGAUAGGAAGAUAAGAGAAAUAAUGAACAAUGACAUUCCAUUUGGCGGCAAGAUUAUUGUAAUUCUAGGCGAUUUCAGGCAAUGCGCACCUAUCGUUCCAUUGGCCGGUAAGAAUGAAACUAUUUCUGCAUCAGUGAAAUGUUCCCAACUAUGGCAACACUUUGUUCAGUACGAUCUUCUUACGAACGUUAGAGCACUGCCACAGCAAAACGAAUUCAAAGAUUGGCUUAUGACCAUAGGAAAUAAUUCCGAAAUUUUACGUCACUUAGAAAAUGGCAGAGAUACUAUAGUCAAAGUUCCUAACCAUAUUAUUGUAGACAAUGUUACUGAAAGCAUUUACGGUAGCAAUUUAAUUGAACACGAUUUCACACUAUUACAAAAAGCGAUUUUGUCUCCGUUAAACAUUCAUGUGAAAGAUAUCAAUGCAGUUGUUUUAGAAAAACUGCCAGGCAGAUCACGACAAUAUCUAAGUGUUGAUAGUAUUAUCCGAGAAGACGAUACAACUGAAAAUGCUGCUGAUGAUUUAGAUUCCGCAUGGCCACAAGACUUUUUAAAUUCUUUGGAUGCUCCAGGACUUCCUCCCCACAUUCUUACACUAAAGAUUGGUGCAGUUAUCAUUUUAACGAAGAAUUUAGAUGUAAAGAGAGGUUUAUGUAAUGGCACACGCUUAUUGAUUCAUAAUUUGCACGAAAAUUUUAUAGAAGCAAAACGAGUAGAAGACCCUAAUAAUGAACCUUCGAUCGAAUUAAUUUCCAGGGUUGACAAUAUCGCUCUAAACUCUCUUGAUCUACCAGUAAACUUGAAAAGGAGACAAUUCCCUGUACGUUUGGCUUUUGCAAUGACAAUUAAUAAAAGCCAAGGUCAAACUUUGAGCAGUGUCGGCUUAUUUUUACCAGUUACAGUAUUUGAUCACGGACAACUGUAUGUUGCAUUAUCAAGGGCAAGAAGUUUUGACAACCUCAAGAUUCAAAUGACAAAUAUAGGUGACCGUCAAUAUGUAGCUGAAAUUUCAAAUGAUCACUCUUACACUGUUAACGUAGUAUAUAAUGAGCUAUUGCAAAGCAGCAUAAUCCAGUAA
Acanthoscelides obtectus is the source of this 5043-nucleotide messenger RNA. The record is from the annotation of a GenBank genome assembly. Lineage: Eukaryota; Metazoa; Arthropoda; Insecta; Coleoptera; Chrysomelidae.